AUGCCCGCGUCCGUUGCAAUCGUGACUGGCGGCGCCGGCGACAUCGGCCAGGCCAUCGCCCGCAGGCUUAGCGACUCCCACGACCGGGUGGUGAUCCUCGACCACGACGCCAGCAGACUCGACGCAGCCCUCGCAGCCCUCGCCAGCGACACGUUCGAGCGCUGCCUCUGCGACAUCACCGACAGCUCGCAGGUAGCCGGCCUGCCUCGCCGCAUCUUCGGCCCAGAGGAGGACGCAGACCCGGACGGCGGCGGCGCUGCGGUGCUGCGGACGCUGGUCAACAACGCCGGCGGCUCAGCAGCCUACAGCCUCCACGAGACCUCGCCGCAGGCCUGGCAGCGCGAGACGGCCCUCAACCUCGACGCAGCGUUCCUCUGCUUCAACGCCUUCGAGGCUCACCUCAAACGCUCGCGCGGCUGCGUCGUCAACAUCGCCUCUGUCAACGGGCUGGCCGUCUACGGGAACCCGGCCUACAGCGCCGCAAAGGCCGGCCUCGUCCACCUCACAAGGUCCAUCGCCGUGGAGUACGGCCGCUUCGGCAUUCGAGCCAACGCAGUCGCCCCUGGCACCGUCCGGACCGCCGCCUGGGCCGCCAGACAGCAGGCCAACCCACAGGUCUUCCGUGAUGUCGCGCAGUGGUACCCGCUCAACCGCAUCGUCGACCCGGACGACGUGGCUCAUGCUGUGGCUUUCCUGGCCAGCGAGCAGGCCGCGGCCAUCACGGGGGCAGCGGCUGAGGCAGAGAGACAGCAAAGGGCAACGACGGAGAGAGAGAGAGAGACUCAAAAGGGAUACACGGAAACAGGAAUACCUCAUACCUACUCCGUACUAUGGAGUACAUAUGGACGCUUCACUAAAGGAAAACGUGCGUCCGUUUGCUAUAUACCAUGCCCACUACGAAGUACACACGCCUUCUUUACUACAAGGACAAAAAAAACAAACCCACAACCACUCAAUAGAUUAGCCCCCUUACCGUCCCACAGCUCUUGUUAUGGCACUCGAUGUUCCGGUCCUGCAUCUGUGCCAUCCAAUAUCAAAAAAGAAGAAGAAAGGGAAAAAAAAAUUCCACGUCCGGCCUCCCCCUUUUACACCUCCCGCCCCCCUAACCCUCUUCUCCCUACAUCCUCCCCUCCCCUUCUCCCUUACAACUUCAAUCAAAAGGAAAAGAGAACUAUCAUAUUGCUCGAGAAAUGGCCACGGAGUCACGCAGAUCCCCCGGCCGCUCUUGAUCACUCACCCCUCGUCUUGCUUCCCGUCUCUGUUCUCUCUUUUUUUUUUUUCCUUUUUGACAUUUUGUCUUCGUUCUUAACUUGGGACUCUCUGCCUUGCCAGCAGAAGUGGCCCGUUCCUCCCCCCUUGCCCUGA
Messenger RNA from Trichophyton benhamiae CBS 112371, 1365 nucleotides. RefSeq lists its product as uncharacterized. Gene Ontology annotation, molecular function: oxidoreductase activity. The coding region runs from base 1 to 1365 and encodes 454 amino acids. The transcript has 2 exons. Lineage: Eukaryota; Fungi; Ascomycota; Eurotiomycetes; Onygenales; Arthrodermataceae. The record is from RefSeq and is a predicted model, not a curated record.